UAAUUUCUUCUCUGCAAAAAAGAUGAAAUUGCUUUUUGCUUUCCUCUCUAUCUUCUUACUUAUCUUGUUCUCAAGCACUGUCAAUGCAAGAAAAGAUGUGGGUGAAUAUUGGAGUAGGGAAAUGAAAGAUCAGCCACUGCCAGAAGCAUUACAAGCACUCGUUGAAGCUUCUACCUCCACAAAAGAGAAAGCCGAUUGUCGCACAACUGAAAACCACAACCAUGCCAAUCUUGAAGCACAUAAGCUAUAUUUUGAGACAAAACAUGAUUUUACAAAUCACCAUAAUGAUGCAGGUCUCAAAAAGGAGUUUGAUCCGAGGCUUGAUCUAUCUAUAUAUCACAAUGAUGUUACACUUAAAGAACAAACGCCAUAUUUUGAGACAAAAAAUGACGGUUCGAUUUACCAUGAUGAUGUAGCUCUCAAAGCAAAGAAGACAUUUUCCAAUGAUGGGCCAGACGUUUUAGUUUACCAGAGUAAUUAAUGAAGACAAGCUAUUGCAUUUCCCUCAUGAGAGAACCAUUAUGUUUGUUGCAUUUCAAAUUAGAAUAUGAUUUGUGAUGUACUUGAAUAACGGACUUUGUGUGUUUAAGCUAUGUAAGAAGUUUCUCUUGCAUCAUAUGUUUCUAUAUAUGUUUGCAUCACUUUAGUUUUAUCUUUAGAAUUGGGAAUGCAAAAUAAAUAUUGAAAUAUAUAUCAUUUUAUUCUUGAAA
Messenger RNA from Jatropha curcas, 710 nucleotides. RefSeq lists its product as uncharacterized. The record is from RefSeq and is a predicted model, not a curated record. Lineage: Eukaryota; Viridiplantae; Streptophyta; Magnoliopsida; Malpighiales; Euphorbiaceae.